GAGAGACUGAGGAGGUCAGUAUAGUCAUUUCGGUAUAAACAGAGUAAUAGAGGUAUCCUCGGCGACUAUCCAAAAUUCUCAAAUCUCAAGAGGAAAAGCUGAAGACGAGAGAGGAAAAAUGGGUGGGGGAAUGGAGUACAACAAGAACAAGUGGAUCGAAGAAUGGGGAGCUGCAAGGGAGAAUCUGGAGCUCAACUUUCGUUGGACUCGACGAAACCUAGCGAUUGUAGGUAUCUUCGGUAUCGCAAUCCCUGUAUUGGUUUACAAAGGCAUCGUCAAAGAGUUCCAUUUGCAUGAUGAUGAAUGGGGCAGGCCACGCACAAAGUUUGUACCAUGAAGUAUUUAGAGCCCUGUAAUAAUCUUGGAAGGAAGACAAUUAAAUUCUUCCUGAGUGGGUUGGGUUGAUUUCUGUUUUAAAUUACUCCUAGGUACUUCAACUUGUCAAUUUCUGUAUGGACUAAUAUUUGCUCAAAAUAAUUUUGGAGAUGUACUUUGAAAUCUCACUCCUGUUGGCUUUCGAUUGGUAUAUGAUUUUUUAACUUGAUGUUU
Solanum pennellii is the source of this 549-nucleotide messenger RNA. RefSeq lists its product as uncharacterized. The transcript is spliced from 2 exons. Bases 119 to 337 code for a protein of 72 amino acids. NCBI's taxonomy places the organism in Eukaryota, Viridiplantae, Streptophyta, Magnoliopsida, Solanales, Solanaceae. The record is from RefSeq and is a predicted model, not a curated record.